This is a messenger RNA of Racocetra persica, 148 nucleotides long. The record is from the annotation of a GenBank genome assembly. Lineage: Eukaryota; Fungi; Glomeromycota; Glomeromycetes; Diversisporales; Gigasporaceae.
AAAAGAAAGAAGUAAACUUUCUAAAUGGAAAGGGUCUGAAGGAGCAAGUAGACGACGGCUAGUUCAAGAAAAUUUAGAACUUAGGAGACAGUUAAAAACAGAAACUGAACCCACAAAAGAAACGAACUAUGAAAGUGCAUCUGAUUAA